CAGCGGACGUCGCUUCCGGAGCAGCAAUGGCGGCCACGGAGGACGAGAGGCUAGCGGGGAAUGGUGAGGGAGAGCGGCUGGAUUUCCUCCGGGACCGGCACGUGCGGUUCUUCCAGCGCUGCCUCCAGGUCUUGCCCGAGCGCUAUUCUUCGCUGGAGACCAGCAGGUUGACAAUUGCAUUUUUUGCACUCUCCGGUCUGGAUAUGUUGGAUUCCUUAGAUGUGGUGAACAAAGAUGAUAUAAUAGAGUGGAUUUACUCCCUGCAGGUCCUCCCCACAGAAGACAGAUCAAAUCUAAAUCGCUGUGGUUUCCGAGGCUCUUCAUACCUGGGUAUUCCAUUCAAUCCAUCCAAGAAUCCUGGAACAGCUCAUCCUUAUGAUAGUGGACAUAUAGCAAUGACCUACACUGGCCUUUCCUGUUUAAUUAUUCUUGGAGAUGACUUAAGCCGAGUAAAUAAAGAAGCUUGCUUAGCAGGCUUAAGAGCACUUCAGCUGGAAGAUGGGAGUUUCUGUGCAGUUCCUGAAGGCAGUGAGAAUGACAUGAGAUUUGUGUACUGCGCUUCCUGCAUAUGCUACAUGCUCAACAACUGGUCAGGCAUGGAUGUGAAGAAAGCCAUCAGCUAUAUUAGGAGAAGUAUGUCCUAUGAUAAUGGGCUGGCACAGGGAGCUGGACUUGAAUCUCAUGGAGGAUCCACUUUUUGUGGCAUUGCGUCACUGUGCCUGAUGGGCAAAUUGGAAGAAGUUUUUUCAGAAAAAGAACUGAACAGGAUAAAGAGGUGGUGUAUAAUGAGACAGCAAAAUGGCUAUCACGGAAGACCUAACAAGCCAGUAGACACCUGUUACUCUUUUUGGGUGGGAGCAACUCUAAAGCUUCUGAAAAUUUUCCAGUACACCAACUUUGAGAAGAAUAGAAAUUAUAUCUUAUCCACCCAAGAUCGCCUUGUAGGGGGCUUUGCCAAAUGGCCAGACAGUCAUCCAGAUGCUUUGCAUGCAUACUUUGGAAUCUGUGGACUGUCACUAAUGGAAGAAAGUGGAAUUUGCAAAGUUCAUCCUGCUCUGAAUGUAAGCACACGAACUUCUGAACGUCUUCGAGAUCUCCAUCAAAGCUGGAAAACCAAGGACUCUAAACAGUGCUCAGAGAAUUUCCACAUCUCCACCUGACUGACUUUAGACUGGAGUAGGGGGUUUGUAGCAUAACUGUAGCUCAAGGUUAAAAGCCAUGUAUAACCAGGUGUGCUUUUUUUUUAAGGGGUAGAGUCCUAAAAUCAAAGCCUAUACUGCUAACACUUUGGGAAGUGGUCUUGAGCCAGUAACCUUUGUAUAGGUUUCAAGAAAAUCUUUGAGUGCUGUGGCUCUUACAUGUUUAUACUGGGUUUCUAAGAAGUUCUUUGAGGCAAAUUGUAUGUAUGUAUGUAUGUAGGCUUUCUUUUUUAAAAGUCUCCAGUACAAGUUCUGUCUUACAAAAUGGACACAAAUCUUCAGAACAAGUUUACACUUCAUAUAGCAUUGAUAAUCUUCAGGUGAGCAUUUAGUGACCAUUUAAAAAUCUUGACUGCUGAUGGUAAAAAGACAAAAUUGCUUUAUCUAUUAUUUGAAAACAGAUGGUCCCAUAAUUUUUUUUAAAUGACUUGUUUUAUGUUAUUCUUAAGUAUGGUGUGCCAACUAGACUUGUAUAACCUAUAUAAAUGAAAUUAAUAAGUUUAUAAGAAUAAAUAGGCUUAACUAAUACUAUAGUUUUCUAAAGGAAGAUUGUUUUAAGGAUACUGUUAUGUAGAACUAAGGAGAAAGUACUUGAACUGUGAUUAUGAAUGAGAAAGCUUUGUGCUGUGUGUCUUUAUUUAGA
This is a messenger RNA of Nannospalax galili (Upper Galilee mountains blind mole rat), 1842 nucleotides long. It is a transcript of the gene Pggt1b, whose product is annotated as protein geranylgeranyltransferase type I subunit beta. NCBI's taxonomy places the organism in Eukaryota, Metazoa, Chordata, Mammalia, Rodentia, Spalacidae. Gene Ontology annotation, molecular function: CAAX-protein geranylgeranyltransferase activity. The transcript is spliced from 9 exons. The record is from RefSeq and is a predicted model, not a curated record. Bases 27 to 1160 code for a protein of 377 amino acids. Gene Ontology annotation, biological process: protein geranylgeranylation. Gene Ontology annotation, cellular component: CAAX-protein geranylgeranyltransferase complex.